Molecule: messenger RNA, 2913 nt
Organism: Rhopilema esculentum
Lineage: Eukaryota; Metazoa; Cnidaria; Scyphozoa; Rhizostomeae; Rhizostomatidae
Product: monocarboxylate transporter 10
Biological process (GO): transmembrane transport
Molecular function (GO): transmembrane transporter activity
Source: RefSeq, a predicted model, not a curated record
CUAGUGUUUACAUCAGACAAAUAGAGCAAAGGACAAGACUUGAACGGGCCGCGGGAAGCAGGAAGGCCUAUGAUUGGCCUUAUGAGUUCAGGCCACUUAACAUGGAUGACAAGGAAGUGUUAGAAACCGAAGCAAUUUACAGAGAAAAAGAAAAAACACAUCCAGAUGGAGGAUAUGGAUGGGUUGUCGUUUUCUGUGGCUUUUCAAUCCAAUUUGUUGCAGUUGGUUUGCAGAAUUCUUCAGGAACGAUAUUUCCAGCACUUAUAGAAGAGUAUAACCGAUCAAAAGGAGACACAGCAUGGGUUGGAUCCCUCGGUAUUGGCGUCAUGUUCUUCUGUGGGCCAUUGACAACAACAUUAUGCGAGAAAUACGGCUGUCGUAUUGUUGGCUGCAUUGGAGCAUUUUUGUGCGUCUUUGGACUUGUGAUGUCAUCUUUCGCACGGUCACUUGAAGUAAUGUAUAUCACAUAUGGAGUCACGUGGGGACUUGGAGCCUCUUUCUGUUACUUUCCAACACUUAUAAUUCUGGUGCAGUACUUCGAUAAGAGGCUGGCACUGGUCAAUGGAUUCGUGUCAGCGGGCAGUGGUAUGGGGACUCUAGCGAUCAGCCCUCUUGUGCAAUACAUUCUGCUCGAGCUUGGCUUGUUUAACAGUUUACGAAUAUUGGCGCUUAUAAAUGCCUUGAAUUUAUUGUGUGCGCUGACUUUUAGACCAGUGGCUGAAAAGUACGCUAGUUUACAAAAGAAAUAUCGUGAUUCUCCCAUAAAUAGUUCUGGCAAAAAGAAAGGUCCAAAAUCAAUUUGGAAGGAAAAGUCGUAUAUUGCAUGGAUCGUUGCAUUAUCGACAUUCAUGCUUGGAUAUUUUGUUCCCUUUGUUCAUUUGAAACGACAUGCUGUGUUGAUUGGGGUUCCAGACGAAAAAGCCUCUUUCUUGAUCGGUAUCCUCUCUAUCACUUCGACCAUUGGCAAAGUCUUUGCAGGGAAAAUCGCGGACAUGAGACAAGUAAACAUAUUCUACAUGUACCAAGCUGGACUUCUAACGAUGAGCUUAUCUACAACCUUACUGCCAGUUGGGCGAGGCUACCCAGAGCUUGUGUUGUACGCCUUAGUGUUUGGUCUUGGUGAAGCAUGUUUUGUUGUGCUUAUUCCGUUGGUUACAAAAGAGAUCGUUGGUAUUCGUAGACUUUCACCUGCAUUGGGCAGUCUCUUCAUGAUCAUGUCCAUCCCAACCAUGCUUGGGCCUCCUGUGGCUGGAUGGCUGUACGACUUUGCGGGCAGUUACUCUGUGGCAUUUUACGUCGCCGGUGGGUUCAUGGCGGCUGGAGUUUGUCUCAUCUUCCUGAUACCGUUUUGUGCUGAGCCUUCGGGUGGCGAUGAAGAGGCGAUGAGAAUUCUUACGAAGCCCAUGGAUAAAGAGGCCAGUGAUAGCAUUGACGAAAAAGUACAGGAGGACAUUGAACCGGUCGUUAAAAAUAAAAGCCGGUCUUUUUUCUCAAGAAAAGACCGGACUGAACCCGACCUGUUGUCGAGAAAUUCCCGGUUUUGCAUAUUUCCGUGCCUACCAUCCAGAAGCCGGUCGGGUAUUGAGGAGGGAAAAUAUUGUCAAGAAGACGAAAACACUAAUAAUAGGGGAUCAUUAGCUGAAAAAAUAUCUGCAAUAUAAAUUUUUUAAUUUUAGUAGAAAUAAUAAUUAAAUCUAUAGUUUCGAUUUUAAAAUUCCAUUCGUUAUAGCAAUUAGGCCUAGCUUAUAUCACAAAAUUUUCAAAAUCGAGAAAACUGAUUAUAUGUUUAUUCAUAGUAUGAUAUUUACAAUUUUUUAAAGCACAACUGGUAAUCCAUUUUCGACUAUUUGUAGCUCUUACUGUAAUUAGAUAUUGUUUUAUAGGCGUAUGUCUUGUGAAAAUGUGGUAUUAUUAUGCAUCACAUUAAGAAAUCGAGUUUGGGAGCAAAUUACCCAAAACCCUACUGACUCUUUCCAAAUUGAUCAAUAUGGGGUAUUGUGUACAAUAUCGGAAAUUGCCCCUUGCAUAAGAUGCAGAGAACUGACGGCCCUUCCGGACAUAUAUAACGUUGCUCAACACUGACCAGAAAUAAGGCGAACAUAAGUCGCAUGGGAAUUCACAAAUGAAGGAAGUAGAUUUCAAACCCCCUCACGUUGACUUUAGUAAGCCGAUGCUAGAUAGUUAGAUUAUCUUCUCAGAGAUCAAGCAGAUUUACCGUGCUGUGAUUUUUUAUCAGUUGUUGGGAAAUUUUUUCCAAAAAAGUACGACUCUUUCACGAAAAAGUGCGAGUCUUUUUGCGAAUGCUCUGCGAAUCAGAAAUUAAACUGCGCAUGCUUAGAAAGCUUCAUUGAUAUACUUCCCUUCAAACUUUUCUCUGCGCAAGACUUCUCAGCAUUUCCAUGUUUUGCCUUUCUUUCUUAACAAUGUCUUGCCUGCUUGCUUUGAUAAAGCAAUUCCUUACUAUCUCAAGUUUCAAGAAAAAUAUCAUAAAUUGUUUUAUAGAUAAGGGUAACUUCGAAGCUUUCUAUGUAGAUAUCUAAAAAUAUAUGCACUCAUUUUAAAAAGAUCAAUUUCUGAAUGUUCAGUCUUUUCCUAUACACAACUGUCUUCUUAAAAUUUAAUCAACUCAUACUCCCAUUUUAAUGUAUAAUUAGCAUUCCCUGUUGUUAGAAGAAAAUAUUUCUUUGAUUUUGUUUAUGUAGCUAACUGAGUCUGUAUCAAUCACACAUUUCUGGUACAUGGGAACAUACUGCACCAAGAUAAUUAAUCAUAACUUACCAAGGAAUUUUUCAUUUUUGUAUAUCACCCAAUUGAUUUGACCACAGGGGCUUUUAAGAAUAAAACAUAAAGAAAAUCGUGUUGCUUUGUAUUUUAGAAAGAUUUUACUAAUACUAAAUGCAGAAAGCAAAAUAA